CAGGGCUCUGGCUGUCAAUGAGAAAAAUAACUGCAUGCCGAAGUAUUUUGUGUGGAGAAGUAUUGUUAUAAAACCAUAACUUUCAAAGAAAAUCAAAGAUUUGAAUUAUAAAUAAUGUCUUUAUUGAAACAAAUACAUUUUUUAACAAAUAUACGCAAUGCUACCGUUAAAACUUCUGUGCGGGCGGUCUCUACAAAGGGAGUGACACUGUCGUAUGACAAAGAUCCCCAACCUUUAUUUACUGAUCCAGAAACACAAAAGCUCCUAAAAUCCAUUACCCAGUUGAGGCUUAGCAAAAUAUUUCGCAAACGUGCCGUUAAGGAUAAUUCGGUAGAAUAUAAAUUCAUGACCAACGAAGAUUUGGAGGAAGAGUUCCGUAAAACGGUAGAAAAGGCAAAAUUAAAGUUACAAAUGCCUCCUGUGGUUAAGAUCAAAGAAGAUGAACAAAAAAUCAUUUCAGAAGAUAAAGCUCUAAAAGAUUUCUCUAAUACAAAAUUUGUUAUUACAGACAUUACAUUCGGCGUCCGUCAUACGGAUCGUAAGGUAGUUGUACGUGAAACUGAUGGCACUCUACGUUAUGCUCCCAUGGAUGUAGCCAAACGCAUGAAACAACUUUAUGUGCCGCUGGAUGGUCGCAGUAUACAGACACCUAAAAUGUUUGAAGAUGAACAUUUGCAAAGAUGUUUGGAUGAGCUUAAAUAUGAAUUCAUUUUGGAUCGUCUUUUGGUUCAGUAUGAUCCCUACGAACCGGAAUUCCAUAGGAUUAGCGCCAAAGUAUAUCAGCAUUUAAAUGAGACCAAAGAAUUUGAACAAUUACGUUCAACUCGCCACUUUGGUCCAAUGGCAUUUUUCUAUGCCUGGCACAAGACUAUAGAUGAUCUGCUCUAUGACAUGAUUAGACGUGAUUAUCUACGUAAUGGAGCCGAACUAAUUGCUCUUUAUUAUAAAAUGCAUAGUGUACCGGAAAAUUACUCCGAACUUUUGGCCACACUAGAUCAGUACAAUAACUUAGAAGAACCCGCUCUUAAAGAAUUACAAAGCACUUUAAAGCCUGCGAUUAAGGAUGAUAUACACGAAGAAAUUGAAACGGCUAUCGGUAAAUCGGCGAAAGACUUUGAGGUGGAUGAGUUAUGCUUGAAGUUUAUCGACAACUAUGUUGCCUCUCAUGCUCUAAAGAAGGUGCAGUUGGAAUUAGCCAUACAGACACUGAAAGAAAUCAAUGCUGAGAAGAAACAACUAUAUGAAGGUUUGAGUAAGGCACAUGGUGUACAAAAAUCAAGUUAAUUUUAAAUUUAUUAAGUUUAAACGAUUUUUCUUGUUAAAAACUGGCGAACUAAUUACUAGUGAAAAUAAAAGCGAUAAUUUACGUAAAAUAAAAAAAA
Molecule: messenger RNA, 1382 nt
Organism: Lucilia sericata (common green bottle fly)
Lineage: Eukaryota; Metazoa; Arthropoda; Insecta; Diptera; Calliphoridae
Gene: mRpS22
Product: 28S ribosomal protein S22, mitochondrial
Exons: 1
Coding region: 115-1284 (389 amino acids)
Cellular component (GO): mitochondrial small ribosomal subunit
Molecular function (GO): structural constituent of ribosome
Source: RefSeq, a predicted model, not a curated record